Spodoptera exigua (beet armyworm) is the source of this 1522-nucleotide messenger RNA. The record is from the annotation of a GenBank genome assembly. NCBI's taxonomy places the organism in Eukaryota, Metazoa, Arthropoda, Insecta, Lepidoptera, Noctuidae.
CGGCGAAGUAAAGACGUGGCGAUUGCUGAUUUAGAUCGAUCCGUUUUCUGUUCCGUAACAGUAUAUCAGGUGAUAGUGAACACGACAGGUAGAAAAAUUACGCGUGAAGUAUGCCUUACAAGGUCGUCCAAACGAUAGAGAAUGGAAAAAUAUGCCUUUCUGUUGUACCAAACAACUGGGAGAAAGAGGGGACCCUGUCUUGGCCUCCAAGAUCAGAAGCUAGCAGCAUGUUAGAUGAAAACUCUGUCCCUGGGAAGAAUUGGUCCACCUUUCCAUGUAUCGUUAAAAGAAUAUGCAACACAUAUAAGGCGGCUGGUCUCGCUGUCAAAGCUAUGGAAAAUGUGACUGACACGGAUGAGGAAGUCCCCACCAGAGUCAUUCCACUCCCACAAGAAAAUGAUGCUGUUUUAGAUUUGAACCACUUAAUGGAAGUUGAUGGGGAUUCAACAGCUGUAGUGUCACCAAUUACUGUGACCAUAAGUGACAAUGCGAUGGCGGACCGCAUUUCCCUCACUGAUGUGAACGCUUCAUUUUUGCUCAAAAAUGACAACGAAGAAGUGAUAAAAAAUCAAGCAAAGAUAAUGGAAAUACUUCAAGAUGUUCAAAAUACUCAAAAAAGAAUCUUGCAACAACUUGCUAGACAUGAAGUACAAUUUAUAGAAUUGUUAAAUAAAAUGGCAGAUUGUAGCGUUACUACAAUGACGAGAACCAACUGCGAGAGCUCUGUAGAAGAACGUUUUCCUCCUAUAAAAACAGUAGAAGAGCUGUUUCAGUUGGAAGAUAAUUUAAAGGAUCCAGAAUUUAGAAGCAAAUAUUAUAAAAUUAUGUCAACUUUAUGCUCUCCCGGCUUAGGAGCAAAAGGGACCAACAUUUGCUACAAAGUAAUAGAUUAUUUCUUUACCAGGGAACUCUUAACUUUGGUUUCAUGGAGUGGCAAUUCUGGAGAUCAAAAUGAAAAAAUUGCUUUUAAGUUCUUCACACAGACUCGUCAGAUGUUUUUUUCAGUAAUACACAAUGCUGAUUCAACUAUAAGUCAAUUAGAGACUGACAAUUUUAUGAAGGCAAUAAUAAAAAAUUCAAGACAACGUUUUCAGGCGACUUUAAAACCUGUGUCAGUUAGUACACCAACAAAUCGUAAAAAGAGAACUACUAAUUCAAAAUCACUCAGUGAUGCUGCAGAAUCAAACAUAGAGUGCGCUGCAGAUGUAGAGGUUGAACAGCAUUCAGUCAAUGUUGAUGAGCAGCUGUUAAUCAGUCACAUUUAAUAUCUACCGGGACGGUUAUUUUUGUUUUGUUUGUGAAAGCUUAUUUUUAAUGAGACUAUAUAAAAACUUUUUUAUUUUUGUUUAACUUUUGUGUUAGAGCUUAUACCUAACUUUAGGUUGGUACCUAGUAUAAAAUUACCUACUGAAACUGAUUGCAAAUUAUUAAAAACCCUAAGAUUGUUUAUAAGAUAAAGAGACUGAUUUUAUUUGUUAAGUUAAACUGAUUGUUAAGGGUUAUAGUAAUAAUGAAUAAAAAG